GUCAGUGUAUAUGCUCCAUGCGCAGUGGAAAGCCAUCGAGGAACCAAACCUGGCAGAGAAAGGCAGAGUCAGCUUGAGAUGCUUUGGAAAAUGAUGCAAAGGAAGUCUCGGACCUGCGGCUGAACCAUACGAGCAUCCAAAGAGAGGGUAGAAUUUAAAAUUAGGAGUUCACUCACCAAUAAACUCUGCAGAACUGAAGCAUACCUUUGUAGAUUUAUCCAGGAACACCGGGCAAAAGACAGACUGAGAGGUGGGGGGGGGGGGAGAGAAAUGGCAAGUUUUGGGAAACUCACCGACUACUUCAACCGCCGCAAGUCUCGAGAAGAGAUCCGGGUGGGCAGAAGCUCGCGGCGCAGUGGCAGUUACUGCUGCACUGUGGCAGAAGCCAGGUCCCUAGAAAGGAAGCUGCAGAGACCCCUACUGGCGAAGUCUCGCACCCUCCCAAGCAUCCCCCAGUCUCCAACUGUUUCCAGGGUCCACCACUCUGACUUGAUUGGUGGGAGUCCUCCCCGCAGGAAAACACCUCCGUCUCCCACUGGCCAAUCAAAGGCCUGCACUCUGCCUCCUGCAGGAGAGCUGUGGCGUUUGGAGGACGACAUGGAAGGAGAUGAUGAGACUGAGCAGAGUGGCCGCACCGAGGCCCGUCCUCGGUCCCAGUCUCCCUUCUCCCACUUCAGGGCACGAGCUGCCUACCUCCGGAAGAGCAUGUCGGCUGAUGACCACCUGGACAUGGGUCUGGACUACAGCUCAGGGAGAACAGCUGAGGGCAAGUCAAGUCGCAGCAAUAAGGGGAAGCUGAAGAGAAAAUUUAGUCUGGGCUCUGCAGACCGAAAGGAGAACCAGCAGAAAAAGUCAGAGUCUGGGAUCUCCAAAUUUACUCAUCGCCUCUCCCUGAAAGAGCGAGCAGCAAAAGCAGAGAAGCCUUCCUCAGACAGACCAUCGUCUUACAGAAGAAGAUCUCUGAGUGUCGACUGGGCUGACUCUGUCAAGGUGACGCAGCCCAUGAGCGGGAACCAGUACCACCAGCCGGCAUCGGCUCGCAAGUCAGCCAGCUUGUCCUCACCAAGCGCAGCUCGCCGACUCUACCGCAACUUGUCUGGAAAGUUCCGCGUGGGCACCAACCCUCCCGCUCUGGAGGACAACGUGGUGUCAGGGCGGGUAGGGGACAAGGAGAGGCUGCGUAAAACCACCGUAUUUCAGAGCAAUGAGGCUUUGUUUGAGGCGGUGGAACAUCAAGAACUGGACCUUGUCCAGCUGCUUCUGUCCCAGUACAGUCUGGAGGAGCUGGACCUGAACACUCCAAACAGUGAAGGUCUCCUUCCUCUUGAUAUUGCCAUAAUGACCAACAACGUGCCCAUGGCUAAGCUUCUGCUGCGAGCUGGUGCCAAGGAGAGCCCCCACUUUGUGAGCUCGGAAGGCCGAGCGGUGCACUUAGCCACCUUGGUGCAGGAGGCCGAGCAGAGGGUGUCAGAGCUUCAGCCCCAGGUCCAUAGCGAGGGUCCCAGUGAACGGGAAGGAUCCGAGCAAGAAAGGCAACUGAAGGCUUGGGAGUGGCGGCUGCGCCUCUUCAGACGGAUGCAGACGGGCUUUGAGCAUGCUAAUCCUCCAGAUGCUCCCAGUGUUGUUCGUCUGUCUGUCAGCAGCAACACAAGUUUGCAGGUUGACUUUCAAGAGCCUGCCUGUGUCAACUCGGCUGUAGUUACGAAGUAUAAAGUGUCUUGGAGCUCCACGCCUUCAUUCAGUCCCAUACUGGGGGAAAUGAUAGUGGAUGAUACAGCGUUACCACAGUGCAACAUCACUGGACUAACUUCUGGAACCUACUACUAUGUGCAGGUUUCAGCCUACAAUAUGAAGGGCUGGGGCCCUCCAAAGGUUUCCACCCCAGCCUGUGCUGCACCAUCCAGUAAGUCUCCAUUUCUUUUCAUGUUGAACAUGAAACUCUUAGUAAUGGCAAUAUGGGCUUUCUGGAAAGGUGUUUCAGAGGAGGGCCUGGGUGGCAGCUUCAAGUGCCAGCCGGGCCUACACACCAUACAGAGCUGUGGUUCAGCCAAGACAAUAACCGUGAAGUCAUGUGUGUCAUACUUAUGGGAGGAGAUAUCCUGGCUUCAGCAGUGUCUCAGUGCCUCGCAGUCAUCAUGUUCAUGUACUCUGCAGACCCGUCUAAAGAUGCUGCAGGCAGUCUCCCAGCUACAGGGAAUGCUGGGCACACAGGACCUUGGCCAGGUGUAUUUUGAGCCCAUCAAAGACAAGCAUGGCAAUGCCCUGCUGGUCCUCCUGAAGGACAUGAGCACCUGCCCCAACCUGGAUGGAGUACGCUGGACACAACUUUGUAAACUCCAGCUUCAGCGCAAGUCCAUCUCCUCCCCGGAGGAGCCAACCGCCUUGGACAUGCUACUUAUCACACUUCAUGAGAAGCUGGCUUAUCACAGACGCAGCAGAAAGCUCUUGUCUCCAGGCUUAUACCUGGGCUACCUGAAACUUUGCACAUCGGUGGAACAAAUCAGGGUGCUGGUGCCCCAGAAACUCCCCAACGUUCUCUGUCACACCAAAAUACGGGACAACAGCAAUGUGUCCAGAGAGGAGUGGCAGUGGCUGCAGGCUCUCAGUUCUCUGGACGAAGCACUGGAAAUGGACCAGGAUGUGCAGAGUGCACCACAUCGCCUCUUAAAUGACCUGCGCAGUGCCAUCAAAGACCUAAUGGCACACAUCAAUGUCCCUGGAAACCAGGCUCAGGAUUUCCGGAUCUACAGCCAGGAAGUGUUGGAAUUUGGAGAGAAGGUGUCCUUCGUGCUCCUCCUGCCGCCUUCAGAUGAAGUUUGCACAGCUCCUGGUCAGAAUAAUCCAUACUCCCCUCGCUCUGGCUUCCUCACUCUGCCCCUCCAGAUCUUUGAACUGGUACACUUUAAUGCAUAUUGGCCCAGUUUCAUUGGGCAGUACUGCAGAGUGUCGGCUCUCCUGGAGCUGGAAUCCCUCAUGUCGCAGCAGGCUCUGCGAGAGGCCUUCUCUGAGGCUGAGCUCCUUGUCGCUAAGAAGAAACACCAACAGGUUCAGGAGCACAUGCAGCAAAUGGAGGAGAUGUGGCGAGAUGCAAGGUGGAUUAUGGAUGCCUUGCAGUAUGCCCGCUACAAGCAGCCAACAGGAGGCAUCUCCAUCAGCUGGAUAAUAGACUUUUCUAAAGAGGUUUUGCCAGACAAGCCUCCCUCCACCUCCUCCCAGCCAGACUUCAUGCCCUCCCCCAUGCCCUCACCAGAACCUUGCCGCAAACACUCAGAUUACCCUGGUCUAUCAGAUGAAGAGGGUUCCUCCGAAGUCUUCCUCACCACUGACAGUGACUAUGACUCCAGCCGUGCACAGAGUCCCCGUGAGCUGGACCUGCUCCCUCCCUCACCUUUAUCCUCCACAGCCCCCCUGGAGCCUCGUGGUUUCCUGCGUAGCGAUGGGAGCGGCUCUGGAGGAGUUCUGUGUCCCAGUGGAGGUGGGCGUGGAGGAGGAGCUCUAAGAGAUUCUACGCCGGACGUCCUCCAGGCCUCCGAACCUCAGUUGGGGAGGGAAAGUGAGCGAUGUGGAGGAGGAGGCAGAGCAGUUCGGUGUGGUGGAGAAAGGCGGAGGGGACCUCCAGAGCUUUUUGACAGUGACUUCAUCCUGCCUAGCAGACAAAUCGAGCUCCUGCACAUCACAGAGAAGAGGCAGGCAUUCUGUGUCAGAACCAGCAGCCUGGAGUUCCCUUCCACCACAUCAAUCCACAAUCAGCCUUACUCUGACUACUCCCACUACUCUUCACCCUCCACCUCACCACAGAGUAGAUGGCACCGCCCUUCGUCAGUGGAUCGAUGUCCCGGGGAGCGCUGCGUACUGCAACUUCCACCAGCACGGACGUUGUCAGAGGACAGCGGCACUCAAAAACUCAACUCACCAUCACCUGCUGCAUUCAGGAUAGGCUGUCAUGCAACACUCAGAGUCUACCCACAGUAUCGAACAGGCCUGCCAAAGGAGACGAGUGUUAAGCUUUGUGUAACUUUGGGCACAACGGCUCGGGAGAUGAUCCAGCUGGUGGUCCAGGAGAUGAACACAAUCUCACGGCGCCUGCUGGGCAGCAAUGGAGGUGGUGAGGAGCAGGAGAAAUGUGUUUACUACGGUCCUGAGCAGUUGAAGCACUUUGGACUUGUGCUGGUGGUGGACAACAGAGAGAAGUGGCUUCAGGAUGACUUCUGUCCCCUGGAGCUGCAGAACCCCUGGCUGAGAGGCAAACUCUGCGUUCGCAUUAAAGACUAUUCACCACUCGCACUCAAACACAGUCGGGCCACGACAGUGUGACCCAUCUAUGCUCGUAUCCGGAUUUGCAUUUCCUAAACCUGCAAUUAAAUCACAAAAAUCCGUUUUCUUUGUCACUGUAAUAAUACAUAGACUGCAAAUUGUAAUAUAUAUAUUUUUUUCCUCCUGAAAUGAACAUUUGUACAAAAUGUGUUUCCCUAUUUAAGAGGUUUUUUCUGUAAACAUCAGACCCUCAUAUGGACACCAAAUGAACACGUUUUUUUUAGUGCUGUCAGAAAUCUUUCAGCAAAAUCUUGUGACACUUAGCAUGGGUAAGAGUCUGUCUGGGACUUUUGGCAUGGCUGACACCAGCACUUUGGGCUGCGAGUGUUUCCAAAAUGACACAGGCUCCAUUAUCGUCACUAUCCUCCCCAGACGCACACAGAAAGGGCUUUUCAUUGAGCUCUCUGUAUGUUCUAAUUCCCAAAGAGCUUUCCCGCCAAGCACCCGGCCUGUUUUA
This is a messenger RNA of Cyprinodon variegatus (sheepshead minnow), 4771 nucleotides long. RefSeq lists its product as uncharacterized. Lineage: Eukaryota; Metazoa; Chordata; Actinopteri; Cyprinodontiformes; Cyprinodontidae. The record is from RefSeq and is a predicted model, not a curated record. Gene Ontology annotation, cellular component: spindle. Gene Ontology annotation, molecular function: protein binding. The transcript has 22 exons. Gene Ontology annotation, biological process: regulation of establishment of bipolar cell polarity; establishment of mitotic spindle orientation; signal transduction. Bases 271 to 4314 code for a protein of 1347 amino acids.